This is a messenger RNA of Rotaria sordida, 1458 nucleotides long. The record is from the annotation of a GenBank genome assembly. NCBI's taxonomy places the organism in Eukaryota, Metazoa, Rotifera, Eurotatoria, Philodinida, Philodinidae.
AUGGCUAAGAAAUCUAAAGAUACCGCAACUGCUGCUAAGAAACAAGCAAAAGUAAAAGGUCCUGUAGAUCCAGUCAAGACCAGAAAUCUUAUUCGUUUAUUAAAUAUUCUUGCUUUAUUAUUAGCUAUAGCUGCUUUUCUACUUCAAUUAUUUGCUGUCAUUUCUCAUAAUUGGAAAUGGCAAAAAACCGAUCUUCGUUCAAUAGUGUCACCAAAUUUACCUCAUUCGCAAUUAAAUAUUCCCGAAGAUAGUCGAUUAGAUCAACGUUAUGGUCUAUAUUCACGUGAAGUUAAAGUUUCUGCUAAUAAUGAUGAACAAGUUGAUUUAUGGGCAAGUACACGUUUUCCAAGACUUGAUGAAGGUGAUGAACAUUUACAAUAUUGUUUAUCUCAAACAUCAAGUCUUCGUGGCGCAUUCCUUACUUGUGCGAAAAAUAUUCUUUCACCAGGUCAAUGUCAUUGUCGACGACAUCCCUAUUGGAAUUUUGUUAUUUUCUUUGAAAUUCUUGCAUUAGUUUUACUUGGUAUUGUUGUAUUUCUUACAGCUUUACUUUCAACACAUCUUCAAGCUUUACUUAAACUAGCUGCAGCUGGUUUAGCAUUACUUGCUUUUCUUGUUUUAUUAAUUGGUCUUAUAUUAAUUCUUAGCCAUCUUAAACGUGAAACACGUUCAUUUGCUGAUGCAUAUCCAUAUAUAUUUCAGCGACUUGCUCAUACACUUGGUAUUAGUCAACGUACACAACGAGUUUCACGAGAUAAUCCAACUGUACUUCGCCAAGCUAUUCGUCGUCAAGCAAAGGAAACUUAUCGAGCAUAUCCUUUACCAUCUAAUCAAUAUCCAUAUAAUCAGACACAUUAUCUAGAAUAUUCAGAACAAGCACGUGGAUGGGUUUAUAGACCAUAUGUAGUUACUCAACCUCGUACUUAUGAAACAUUGCCACCAGCUCGAGUUGCUUAUACAGUUAAUCCAAAAAUUGAGGAAACUACUGCAUCACCAUAUGAAGGACUUCAGCCGUUACUGAGUUAUGAUGGAGUUUUUGACAAUACACGUGCUGGUAUUGGUUGGUCAACUGUUUUAUCAAUUCUUGCUAUGAUUCUUUCAUUACUUUUACCAUUAAUUCUUAUUUUUUCAUGGCUUACAGGUAAAAAAUUAGCACCAGAUGGGAAAAAAACUACAACAACUGUUAAAACUGAAUAUGUAACUCUACCACAAGAAGUUAUUGUUGAAACAACACCAUUAAGAUCAAUUCCUACUGAUUAUGAUCCUCGUCGUCCAAUUGGUGAAGCUGUUGUAACAACACAAAAUGUACGUCCAGGACAAUUUGAGACUUAUACUGGUCGACCUGAACCUGUUGUCGUACGUGAUGUCAUCAUUCGUGAUGAUCAACCAGUAGCACAUGUUACAGAAGAACAUGCUUUUCCGGUUCAUGUUGACACAACUCAUACAUCGUAUGCUUAA